CCAGUGCCUUGAGCGAAAAAUCCGUAUUGACUAUUGCGCUCAUGGUCAGUCAUCUUUGAAAGCCCUGAAAGGUUUCCGAGCUCCGGCCUCUGCCAUUGGAGCUGGAAAUUUGAUCCAACGACUCCAACUUCUGCAACUCCACUACCAUUGGAGCAUGAAACUAAGCUCUCCUUGUUGUAAGAAAAUGAAGCUCCCUAGUCCUUCCCUUGCCCAAAACUAUAAUAUCCGGAAAAGAACGAGAAACCUCUGCUACUCGUCAAGCAGGAGAUCUACCGGAGACGAGGAGGAGGAAGAAGGGUUCGUAAGAAUUUUGAGGGACAUUGUAGUCGGGAGGGAUAGCUGGAAAAUCUCUUUCAACGACAGUUUCAUCUCACACAGGUUAAAGCCUCGCCAUGUCGAAAAGGUUUUGAUGCAAACCAUUGAUGAUGCCAGGUUAGCCCUUAGGUUCUUCAAUUUCCUUGGUCUCCACAAAAAUUUUCAUCACUCCAAGCUCUCUUUUUGUAUCGUAAUUCAUGCUUUGGUUCACUCUAAUCUCUAUUGGCCUGCGUGUUUGGUUCUGCAAACUCUUUUGCUUCGUCACCCGACUCCUAUGGAAGUUUUCGAAUCCUUGAUGAAUGCAUACGAACAAUGCCGGUUUUCUUCCAGUCUAGGGUUUGAUUUAUUGAUUCAAGAGUGUGUCCAGAACAAAAGAAUUCUGGAUGCUGUUGCGAUCGUUAAGCUUAUGAAGCAGCACAGAUUGCUGCCUGAGGUUAGGACUUUCAGCGCAGUAUUGAAUGGGUUGGUUAGAAUUAGGCGUUUUGAUAUCGUUCUGGAUAUAUUUGGUGAGAUCUUAAGGUCUGGUGUUCGUCCGGAUUUUUAUGUUUACGCGGCGGUGGUUCGGAGCUUUUGUGAAUUGAAGGAUUUUUCUGGGGCUAGGAAUGUAAUUCAUCACAUGGAAUCCGAUGGGAGUAAUCUGAGCACCGUGACCUAUAAUGUCCUGAUCCAUGGUCUCUGCAAGAACCAGAAAGUAUGGGAGGCUGUUGAGGUGAAGAAUUCGCUGAGCCACAAAGGAUUGCAAGCUGACACUGUCACUUACUGUACCCUAAUUCUUGGCCUUUGCAAGGUGGAAGAAAUUGGAGUGGCUUCAGCAAUGAUGGAUGAAUUGCUUGAAUUAGGAUUUGUUCCCAGUGAAGCUGCUUGCUCCUGUCUGGUUGAUGCGUUGAGGAGAAAGGGGAAUAUUGCAGAGUCUUUUGCUCUGGUUGAGAAGCUGGGAAAGUUGGGAAUUAUAACCAGUUUGUUUGCCUACAAUGCCUUGAUCAACUCUUUAUGCAAAGAUGGGAAGCCGGACGAAGCAGAGUCACUUUUUACCAAGAUGGGUGAAAAUGGUUUGUUUCCCAAUGAUGUUACUUACUCGAUAAUGAUUGACUCUUUCUGCAAAAGAGGGAAACUGGAUGCUGCACUCUGUCUGUUUGAUAGAAUGACAAAGGCAGGUAUAAGAGCAACUGUAUAUCCAUACAAUUCUCUGAUUAGUGAAUACUGUAAGAUGGGAAACUUGAAGAAGGCAGGGUAUGUUUUCGAUGAAAUGAUUAGCAAGGGACUGCCACCAACUGUUGUGACUUACACAUCAUUGAUAAGUGGGCAUUGCAGGGAAGGUUGUCUACAUGAAGCUUUUAAGCUUUACUAUGAAAUGUCUGAGAGAGGCAUCUCACCAAACAUUUACACGUUCACUGCACUCAUUGGUGGUCUUUGCCAAGCAAACUUGAUGGUCGAAGCGAACAAGUUGUUCAUUGAAAUGUUGGAACAGAAUGUAACCCCUAAUGAAGUAACUUACAAUGUAUUGAUUGAUGGUCACUGCAAGGAUGGUGAUACAGUAAGAGCCUUUGAACUUCUUGAUGAGAUGAUUGGGAAGGGUCUAACACCAGAUACAUACACCUACAGGCCUCUAAUAAGUGGUCUUUGUUUGACAGGCAGAGUGUCUGAAGCCAAAGAAUUUGUCGAUGACCUUCAGAGAGAAAACUCUAGACUUAAUGUGAUAUGUUAUAGUCCACUUUUACGGGGAUAUUGUGAACAAGGAAGGAUACAGGAUGCCUUUGAUGCUUGUAAAAAAAUGGUGGAAACAGGAAUUGACAUGGAUCUUGUUUGCUACGGUGUGCUUAUUCAUGGUGUUCUAAAACAGCAUGAUAUGGCAAGAUUAUCUGGGCUACUUAGUGAAAUCUGUGAUCAAGGUUUGAGGCCUGAUGAGGUAAUUUAUUCCAGCAUGGUAGAUAUGUAUUGCAAACAAGGAAACCUUGUGAAGGCCUUUGAGCUUUGGGAUAAGAUGGCUGGUGAAGGGUGCCUUCCAAAUAUUGUAACAUACACGAUUCUGAUAAAUGGAUUGUGUAAAGCAGGGUUUGUGGAUAAAGCGGAGCUGCUUUGUAAGGAAAUGCUGGCUAGGAAUUUGCUUCCAAAUCAAAUCACUUAUGGUUGUUUCCUUGACUACCUCACAAAGGAGGGAGAUAUGGAGAAAGCUGUGCAGCUACAUAAAGCAUUAGUUGAAGGGUUUUUAGCUAACACCGUGACUUAUAAUAUACUUAUACGAGGUUUCAGUAAAUUAGGUAGAACUCAAGAUGCUGGUGAGAUCCUUAUUGAAAUGGUAGGCAAUGGUAUUUCUCCAGAUUGCAUUAGUUACUCUACAAUUAUUUAUGAUUGCUGCAGACGGGGUGAUUUGCAGGAAGCUAUAAAGCUGUGGGAUUCGAUGCUGCAUAAGGGGUUGGAGCCAGAUACUUUGGCAUACAAUUUUUUGAUAUAUGGGUGCUGUAUUAAUGGAGAAUUAACUAGGGCUUUGGAAUUACGUGAUGUCAUGUUGAGAAGGCGUGUGAAACCAAAUUGGGUAACAUACAAUGCUCUCAUUCAUGGAACCUGCUUGAUGAGUUCUUUCUCAUUCCCAAUAAUGAAAGUUUCGUAAGGGGACUGGAGCAGGCUACCAUGAAACAAAGAUCUUCUUUCUAAAGAGAUUCGAUUUGAUUCGGAACUAUUAUAUGUCCAAGGUACAUCGCAUGUUAGUGAUGUUUGGAAGGCCAGAAAUAGCAUUUCCAUUUCAUAUCAAGAAGCAAAAAUGGAUGGAAUAUUUUCCAAACUUAAAGUUGUUGAAGAUCUUAGUUAUAGUGGUUGGUAUGCCACUUGAACACAGAGCUAGCUGGUUCUCCUUGAAAUGCGUUGAGGCGCAGCAGUUGACUAGGCAUCCAGCGGUGAAUCAUAUUUCAACCAGUAAGCAGUGAUUUGGACCAGGCCCACCAUCGCCUUAUGUCCCAGACUCAGAGUUACUUCAGUAUCAAGACUAACCAUUUUUAUUGUCUUUUGAUGGGCACAAGGUGCACCAGACAUGGUUUUGCAUGACAACUGUAACUAAAGUUCAUGGAAUUGAAGGCCUGAAGAACUUAUCGUCUUCAUUGUUUUCAAGAUACGAAGAGAAGCAAAAACAAAUUUUGGCAGAAAAGCUUUGGGAGCCCAUUGAAAGUUACAUGAUUUUACAUGCAAGCCAUUCCUGCUAUUGAGUGCCAGUAUGUAGUCUAUCAUUUUGACUUCAUGAUGGAAGAGAACCGCCGGAAGAGCAGGAUUUUCUUGAUCACCUGGUCUCCUGAAACUUCAAGGGUGAGAGAAAUGAUUUGUGCCAGUUCCAGGGACAACUUCAACUAUUCAAGAGAGACUGGAACUGAUCCUACUGAGAUGGCCUUGAUGUUAUUAGAAGCCACGGCAGCUAGGUAUGCAUAGUAGACUUCACAAUGGAGAUUUUCUCCUACCGUCUGCUUUGCUCAGGUGAAAUGUUUAUGGUUUGUGAGGAGUGGAUUUCAUUCAGGUGAAAUGUUGGUCUGUGAGGGGUGGUUGAGAAAAUUGAAAGUAUGAUUUUGCUGAUGUGAAUGUAGAGGACAAUAGCAUUCUCCGUUUAAGCAUGGUAUUUCUAACUAAUGUUAAUGUUACACUUCGGAGUUCAAAUGAGGGUUUGAUGAGUUAUCCACAGGUUGACUUCAUUGCAUGGUAAAAGCUCAGACAUCCUCCAUGCUCCCACAUGUGCCUGUUGGUUACUCUUUCUUGGAUGAUACUAAGAUUAUUGCUUUGAAUUGUCUCCGAAUUGGUGUUAA
Macadamia integrifolia is the source of this 4097-nucleotide messenger RNA. Its product is annotated as putative pentatricopeptide repeat-containing protein At5g59900. Gene Ontology annotation, molecular function: protein binding. The record is from RefSeq and is a predicted model, not a curated record. Lineage: Eukaryota; Viridiplantae; Streptophyta; Magnoliopsida; Proteales; Proteaceae. The transcript has 3 exons. Bases 155 to 2923 code for a protein of 922 amino acids.